This is a messenger RNA of Anguilla rostrata (American eel), 8356 nucleotides long. RefSeq names its product adenylate cyclase 5 (gene adcy5). The coding region runs from base 1615 to 5193 and encodes 1192 amino acids. The record is from RefSeq and is a predicted model, not a curated record. Gene Ontology annotation, biological process: cAMP biosynthetic process; adenylate cyclase-activating G protein-coupled receptor signaling pathway; intracellular signal transduction. Gene Ontology annotation, cellular component: plasma membrane. Gene Ontology annotation, molecular function: adenylate cyclase activity. The transcript has 21 exons. NCBI's taxonomy places the organism in Eukaryota, Metazoa, Chordata, Actinopteri, Anguilliformes, Anguillidae.
UGCCGACCCGCCCAUUUCCAAACUGAGCCGCAGCACAGGGACCGCAUUCUACAUUGACAUUUACGAGGGCCAAUGAGACCCCGAAAGCGCGUUUUUUUCACGCGGCCAGUCCAAUGGAAACGGACCUAAGGCGGACCUUAAGAAUCAAACUUGGUUGAAUGGCAGUACAAAGACCACCAAAAUCAGAGAGGGUGAUGCGUAAUCGAUAACAGUGCAUAUGCUCCUUUACGGCACCGCAGGGAUUUCGCGCUGCAAGCAUCUGGUAACGUUGAGCCUUCUCUUUCAGCGUUCGCUGUGCGCUAAGGAAUUCGUCGUCGUCGCCGGGAGAAAAAAUGAAACGUUCAUGUGCUGCGCUGACGCGGGCGAUUCGUGCUGCAUGAUCCGACAUGGUUGAAACCCUCAACCGCCUGAAAAAAAGAUGCGGGUGGGCAGUCGUAGCAUUGUGACAGUUCGCUGAUCCCCCGCCGCGGUGUUCUCACGAUGCCGCCUCACUGAACUCCAUCGAAUUCGUCGUUUGCUUUUGGUCGUGUUCAGCUCCGAGUUCCCCGCCUCGGGUUCAGUGAUUGCGCGUGCGGGUCGUGAUGGUUUCGGAGAUGUGAGGCAACUAUGUAACCACCUACAAGGCUCAGAAAAGACGCGCAGGUGCGCGGCGCCGUGCACUGAAGCAAAGACUCCUUGCAGCGCGCGCCAUCGAUUCAUUCCAUGCUUUAUCCAGUUUUUUUCCCAGCGUUGACUUCGCAGACACGCACCCAACAAGGCAUGAAGAAGCGUUCGGAGGAAAAUGACAGACCUGAGGUCAAUGGGCCGUUCCUGUGGAUUCAACUUGGAAGGCUUACAAAGGACGAAGUGCUUGCUCCAUUCACGAGAGAUGCUAUAAACGAAUCUUAAUUUUAAGUUCACGUUACUGUAAUAAUAGCGUGGAACCAAUUCUUUCGGGAAAUUAGUACGCUUCAGUGAUGGUUUAUACGAGUCCUUGGAGUAUACCCCAGGUGAUAACUUUUUCGGUUUCAUUAUUUAAAAGUGGUCUUACUAGCAGUGGUAGUAUUUCGUCAAUGACCGCUUCACAGUUUCCAGUGUAACGGACCUACAGUUUAUAUUGGAUUUCAACUGAAGCCGCGGUAACCGUACACAGACGGAGUCGGUCAUUCCCGACUUUACUGAAUGGAUUUAAAAGAACCAUGAGUUUUGAACAUAAAAUACAAGAGAUCCUAAUUUUUACUGACACGUGGCUUAUGAAACAUUUAAAAAUGCAUUCACUGAAACGUAAACAAAGAAAAACAAAGAAAAUGAUUUGAUGGUUAUUUAUUUCUAAACAAACCGCAAUCAAUCGCUUAGAAUAUAUAUAACUGAAUUUGGUGUUGGGAUUAUGCGUUGCGCUUUCAUAACAUUUCUAAAAUAGCCAAAAACAGCAUAAAAAAACUUUUAAACAAACACGAAAAUAAUAAAUACAGCGUUUCGCUUUCGUUUUGAGAUUGUAGUUAUAUAAGCGUAAGAGAACGUCAAACAUUUUAUUAAUGGUAGCCUGUCUUUCUAAAAUAACAGUUUUGUGUUUUUAUUAGUUUCCAUUAGAGGUCUGCUUUUUGUUGCAAGUCUGUUUGCACUGAAGUAAGGAGCAUGUCAAGAUCCAAUAGCGUAAGUCCACCCGGCGUCGGUGCUCCUGGACCGAGGGGAGGGACCGAGCAUAGAUCUGCUUGGGGCGAGUCCGAGUCCGUUGCCAACGGAUGCCCAUACUCGGCCAGAUCGUCGAGCAAAAAACUCGCGCGCUCGAACAGCAGAUGGAGGGACGACGAAGAUUUCGACCGACCGCCGGGAAGAGCCACCACAACAACGGUCAGUCGGGUCAGUUUCAGGUCCAAGUCGGCGUGGCAAGACUAUGGGGAGGAGAGCCGAAAUAACAACAGGUCGUCCCCAAAGCACGCGGACGGGGAAGUGCGACCAAAGUCUGUGGAGUUAGGUCUGGAGGACAGACGAGGGAAGUCCAAACCUGACGAGGAGCUCGUGCCAGAAGUUCACUUCUCCAUGGUUGCCUGCUGCAGCAGCGUGAUGCAGAUUUUCAGGUCCAAGAAGUUCCAGUCGGAGAAGUUGGAAAGGUUGUACCAGCGCUACUUUUUUCGGCUCAACCAGAGCAGCCUGACGAUGCUCAUGGCAGUGCUAGUGCUCGUCUGCGCGGUCAUGCUAGGAUUCCACUGCGCGGGAGGGAGCUACAGCAAAUCGUACGUGGGGGUCUUCUCGGUGGCUAUUCUGCUUAUCCUCGUCCUGAUGAUUUUAUGUAACAGGAAUGGGUUCCACCAGGACCAUAUGUGGAUCGUCUGCUAUGUGGUCAUAUUGGUCGUGCUGGUGGUUCAGGUGAUCGGGGUGUUCCUCGUGAAGCCCAGAAGUGCCUCGGAGGGGAUAUGGUGGACCGUGUUUUUCAUCCACAUCGUCUACAUACUGCUGCCCGUGCGCAUGAGAGCCGCAGUCAUCACUGGAGUUAUACUGUCCGCCGUACAUGUGGCAAUCUCGUGGAAGCUGAACGAAUUGGACAUCUAUUUAUGGAAGCAGCUGGUGUCCAACGUGCUGAUCUUCUCCUGCACCAACAUCGUGGGGGUGUGCACCCACUACCCAGCCGAGGGCUCCCAGAGGCAGGCCUUCCAGGAGACGCGCGAGUGCAUCCAGGCCCGCCUGCACUCGCAGAGGGAGAACCAGCAGCAGGAACGCCUCUUGCUCUCUGUGCUUCCCCGCCACGUUGCCAUGGAGAUGAAAGCUGACAUCAAUGCCAAGCAGGAAGACAUGAUGUUUCACAAAAUCUACAUCCAGAAACACGACAACGUGAGCAUCCUCUUUGCAGAUAUUGAGGGUUUCACCAGUCUGGCCUCUCAGUGCACGGCGCAGGAGCUGGUGAUGACCCUGAAUGAGCUGUUCGCCCGCUUCGACAAGCUGGCCGCGGAGAACCACUGCUUGCGGAUCAAGAUCUUGGGGGACUGCUACUACUGUGUGUCCGGCCUCCCGGAAGCUCGAGCUGACCACGCCCACUGCUGCGUGGAGAUGGGAGUGGACAUGAUCGAGGCCAUCUCGCUGGUGCGGGAGGUGACGGGCGUGAACGUGAACAUGCGUGUGGGCAUACACAGCGGGCGUGUCCACUGCGGCGUGCUCGGGCUGCGCAAGUGGCAGUUUGACGUGUGGUCCAAUGACGUGACGCUGGCCAAUCACAUGGAGGCAGGCGGCAAGGCGGGGCGAAUUCACAUUACUAAAGCCACCCUGAACUACCUGAACGGGGACUACGACGUGGAGCCCGGUUUCGGUGGGGAGAGGAACGUCUACUUGAAGAAACACAGCAUUGAGACCUACCUCAUCGUGGGGUGCAGUCAGAAACGGAAAGAGGAGAAGGCCAUGAUCGCCAAGAUGAACCGCCAGCGCACCAACAGCGUCACGCACAACCCCUCCCACUGGUGCUCCGACCGGCCCUUCUACAACCACCUGGGGGGCAACCAGGUUUCCAAGGAGAUGAAGAGGAUGGGCUUCGAGGAUCCCAAGGACAAGCAUUUCAUUUUCAGAAACACGCAGGAAAACCUGAACCCGGAGGACGAGGUGGACGAGUUCCUGGGCCGGGCCAUCGACGCGCGCAGCAUCGACCGACUGCGCUCCGAGCACGUCAAGAAGUUCCUCCUCACGUUCCGGGAGCCCGACCUGGAGAAGAAGUACUCUAAGCAGGUGGACUCCAGGUUCGGCGCGUAUGUGGCCUGCGCCUCCCUCGUCUUCCUCUUCAUCUGCUUCAUCCAGAUCAUCGUGGUUCCGCGCUCCACUCUGAUGGUGGGAUUCUAUGUGACCUGUCUGAUUCUGCUGCUCGCGGUGAUGUUCGUCACAGCGGUGUACUCCUGCUUCCGGCUGUUCCCAGUGCCUCUGCAGACGCUUUCUAAAAAGAUCGUCCAGUCCAGGAUCAACAGCACGCUGGUGGGAGUCUUCACCAUCAUCCUGGUCUUUCUGUCUGCCUUCAUCAACAUCUUCACCUGCAGCACCAGCGACAUCCGCACCUGCCUGGCCCUGGAGUUCAACGUCAGCAGCGGCAGCGUCAACGCCUGCCACGUCCAUAACUCCGCCCUUAACUACACCCUCCACACGCUGGAGGGCUUCUGUGGGAGCGGCUCCUUCAACUGCAACUUUCCUGAGUACUUCUCCUCCUGUGUGCUCCUGAGUCUGCUGGCCUGCUCAGUCUUCCUGCAGAUCAGCAGCAUUGGGAAGCUCUUCCUCAUGCUCUUCAUCGAGCUGCUGUACAUCCUCAUCCUCGAGGUGCCCGUCGUCAGCCUCUUUGACAACGUGGACCUGCUGGUGACGGCCAACGCCAUGGAGAAUGGAACAUGCUCCGUAGAGAACUCAAGAGUUCCUCUGAAGAUCGUGACGCCCGUGGUGCUGACGGUCUUCGUCCUGGCCCUCUACCUGCACGCCCAGCAGGUGGAGUCCACUGCCCGGCUGGACUUCCUGUGGAAGCUGCAGGCCACGGAGGAGAAGGAGGAGAUGGAGGAGCUGCAGGCCUACAACCGGCGCCUGCUGCACAACAUCCUGCCCAAGGACGUGGCGGCGCACUUCCUGGCGCGGGAGCGGCGCAACGACGAGCUGUACUACCAGUCCUGCGAGUGCGUGGCCGUCAUGUUCGCCUCCAUCAGCAACUUCUCCGAGUUCUACGUGGAGCUGGAGGCCAACAACGAGGGCGUGGAGUGCCUGAGGCUGCUCAACGAGAUCAUCGCCGACUUCGACGAGAUCAUCAGCGAGGACCAGUUCCGGCAGCUGGAGAAGAUAAAGACCAUCGGCAGCACGUACAUGGCGGCGUCGGGCCUGAACGACUCCACGUACGACCGGGCGGGGCGCACGCACAUCCGCGCGCUGGCUGACUACGCCAUGCGGCUCAUGGACCAGAUGAAGUACAUCAACGAGCACUCCUUCAACAACUUCAAGAUGAAGAUAGGGCUGAACAUGGGCCCCGUGGUGGCGGGGGUCAUCGGGGCGCGGAAGCCGCAGUACGACAUCUGGGGGAACACGGUGAACGUGGCGAGCCGCAUGGACAGCACCGGCGUGCCGGAGCGCAUACAGGUGACCACGGACCUGUACCAGGUACUGAACUCCUAUAACUACACGCUGGAGUGCCGCGGCGUGGUGAAGGUCAAAGGUAAAGGCGAAAUGAUGACUUACUUCCUGAACGGGGGUCCGCCCAGCAGCUAACACCCGAUUGGACGUCGGCGUUCUGUGGGCGUGGCUCCGAUGGCGGAGCAGGCCAGGGACCUAUCUGGCGCUGGGACCUGGAGGAGGCUGUGUGACUGACACAGGCAUGCUCCGCCCCCGUGACACUUGGGUAACACCCCUCUAACCGCAGUGACCUGCCAAUCAUUGGAUCAGGAAGGAAGGAGGCCCCGCCCCUCUGCUGAGGCGGGACACCGAUGGGGGCGUGGCCAGGUUAUCUGAAGAGACCAAAGAAAUUCUACAGACUUGCUGCACAGACACACGCGCGCACACACGCGCAAACACACACGCACACACGCACGCGCACACACACACACAUACACACACACACACAUGCUGGCAAACUGAUAAACCGUUUCCUCGGUUUCUACAGACGAGAGAGGAAAUUGAUGCUCCCCGUCGGUCUCAGGCCGAUCUUCAAACGCAGCGCUAGACGCAGGGAGGCGCUCCGCCAUUUUCCCUCAAACGCUUCCCACCGAAGGAGGAAGCCUGCAGGAAGGACCGUGAGACGCACAUACACACGCAGAACAGUGUGUGUGUGUAUAUGCAAACGGUCCGUGUACACAGUCUCGUCCUCUUUGUACGCUGUCAGGUGGUACAGUAACCGCGAUGUCAAAUCCGCGUGUGUGUGUGUGUGUGUGUGUGUGUGGGUGCAGGCCUACUCUUAAACAAAAUGGCGCACGGUGUCUCAGACGUCAUCAGCCCGUUGUGAACCACUCUCCUGGGCUCAGCGUUUUACCGUCAGACACAAACACGCUUGUGCUCGGGGUGGAGGAGGGGUAGCCGGUGCGGGCCCCCAGGCGGGGGGGUCUGAGUGACCGGUUUAAACCGGGCUGUCCCGCACUCUGUCACAGCCCCCCUCCCCCACACGGAAACUGAAGACACUUUCAGAUACAAAAAAAAGUCGAUGUAAAGAAGCUUCUUUUUGUAUUUUUUAUUUUUUUUUUGUUAUUUUUGUUAUUUUGUAUUUUGACUCCAAAAACAAAAUCUAGCAGAUAUUUGAGAUUCUAUAUUUUGUACAAUAAUAUAGUAGAGAGAAUUGUAUAAGCACCAGUGUGUAUUUGGAUGUACAUAGGUGACAGAAUUGUAUUGCAAUCAUUGCUGUGUUAUUUUGAGGAGGGGGGGGUGGUGGUCCAUUUUUUUUGGGGGGGGGGGUGUAUGAAGCAGUCUCAGAGUGAGCACAGGACCUCCCCCAGUCAGCUUGAAUGUGCUUUUUAAAGAAAACGUUUAUUUUGGACUGCGGCUCCUUCAGACUGCUGCUGUUGCCGGGGGCGAUGAGAACGACAGUGAACCGAAAUGCAGACGUGCGGAAACAGACCCGGCGAGUCGAUCGCGGCGUCGCUUCCGGUUCUGGUUCCGGUUGCUUCCGCGUGUGUUACGGGCGUUCGCUGGGGUUCCCUAGCCAGGCCCUGUUUCGGGGGGGGGGUCGACUCUUAAUCAAAGCUGUUUUAUUUGCACUGCGCUGUAGGUCCACCCCCAGACCCCCCCACAGGUGGAUCAGAUGGUACGACCCGAUGAAUGUGCAAACUUCUCCAGAAAGAGGCCUUUCUGCGGACCCCCCAUACCCCCCCCCCCCCCCCAAAGCUCCGGUCCUGUGGCCUUGCAUCAGCCCAUUUUAUGCAUCAGUGUUACAAUCCUGCAAAACAAGGCCCCACGUGCAGUCCACCUGCACGGGGAAGGAAAACAAACGUGAUAUGUCAAUAUGUGGUCAGAUAUGAAAUAGAGAAUAUAAAGAAUAUUUAUUUUUUUGAUGUGCCAAGGUAGGAGACCCAUCUUAAAAAAAACGUAUCGCGUGUUGCCACUGUCGUGUGUGACCUUUGUCCAGCAGCUGUGUGAAGAAUACAAGCCCCAGAAGGCCGUAGGGGUACGCUGGGGUUUUUUUUUGUUUGUUUUGUAUUCACCUUAAAAUCAGGAACCAGUUUAGACCCAAGAACCCAUGUCAGGGGAGUUUGUUUGGUAACCAGCUGCGUUGUGUGUGAAAGCCAGCAGACGCUGUGGCUCUGCAGGACCCUGCUGUGGGUUGUUUUGCCAUUUUUUUUUAACACUAGUCUGUCGUAUGUGCAUAAAAUUACACAUGACAGUCGAGCACUUUUUAAAUACCUGAGGUACAUCUUGACGAAUUUAAAACAUAAUUUGGUUUUAGUUUUUUAAUAAGGGUCAGUUUCAUUGUUGGCAUUUAUUUGACCUUAUUUUUCUCCCUUUUUAACGGAAUCACCUUUAUGUGGCUGUGUUAUCUUUUAAAACAUGUCCAGACAUGUUUUGUUGGCAAUGAUGGUUCAUUGGUUUCUGUCUGACAUUCCAAAAGGAAAUAUUAAAUAUUAAUUUCAUAAACGUGAAGGUACGGGAAUGCGGGCAGGUUCAAAGCAGUUUGACUAUACCAAAAAAACAAAAACAUUUUAGUGGCUUCUCAUUCUGUUAAAAAUGUUGGCCUGCCAUGCUUUCAAAAUCACUCUGUCACCUUGCUAUUUCACUUUCUGGAAGGUAUCGGCACCGAAGCUUUUCUUGUUGCCAUAUUGUUUCGUUUUUUUCUUGCUCAUUUUCUCGCUGUGAAUGGAAUGUGUUGCUGAUGUUAUGAUGGUAAUCGUGCUCUUACUGGUGCACAGCAGUGUAGCGUAGCUUCCUGCCCAACACUAACCACACAAACGUUAAUAACGCUGACACAGCGAAACGGUACAGUGGUAGGGAUGUAAUAAGGCUGGAGUUUUAAAAAAAAAAUUUUUUACCACCCCCCCCCCCCCUUCAAACAACAUUAGCUAUGGGAGUUUUAAGUUUAAUUUCCCCUUUUCUUAAAUCUGAAUAUACACAAAUAUGAGUUGAUUUCCCGUGGGUGGGUCAUUGCUGUUUGGGGAGAGGGUUGCAGGCAGUGUGCACAUGGACUGCCCUGCUCUCCCUCUCUCCUGUAUUUUAUGAAGGAUGCUUUCUGAUCGUGCUCUCAGUGGGAUGUGUGUCAGAAACAGAGGAAGACCCUGGCGUGAUUUUAUAGGGGCAGAUCUGUAAAUGCAGACCGCACAGAACACAGACUCCUGUUCAUCUGCACUCACCCACCAUUUUAAAACACUAUGAUGGUUUUUUUUUUCUUGUUGUUCUUUUUUUUUUUUUUUUACAUCAAAAUAAACAAUUAUGUUAAACAUGCUGAGGAUUAUCA